Nyctereutes procyonoides (raccoon dog) is the source of this 1883-nucleotide messenger RNA. RefSeq names its product cytokine receptor like factor 2 (gene CRLF2). Gene Ontology annotation, cellular component: external side of plasma membrane. Bases 53 to 1174 code for a protein of 373 amino acids. Gene Ontology annotation, biological process: cytokine-mediated signaling pathway. NCBI's taxonomy places the organism in Eukaryota, Metazoa, Chordata, Mammalia, Carnivora, Canidae. The transcript is spliced from 8 exons. Gene Ontology annotation, molecular function: protein binding; cytokine receptor activity. The record is from RefSeq and is a predicted model, not a curated record.
GCCAUGAAGGCACACGGACCUUGUGCUCGCUCUGUUGUGGGUCUCCCCAAGAAUGAGGACGGUGCUUCUGCCUUGGGCGUCUGCCGCCGUCUUCCUGCUGGCCACCGUGACGGUUUCGGGGGACGAGGCACUGGAAGGAGUAUUACAGCUUCAGAUGAUCAACUUUAAUUUUGAAGCUGUGCAGGUUACAUGGAACGCAAGCCAAUACUCGGGGACAAAUUUGACUUUCCUCUACAAGCUAACCAGUGACGAGACUGAUAGCCAAUGCUCCAACUAUAUUCUUCAACAAAGUCGCACUGCUGGAUGCCUCCUGGAGGCAAAAGAAGAUGAAAUUCUGUGCUUUUCCAUCUGGAAUGGAACACGUCUCCUUCUCAACAAAUGUCAGUGGAUCAGUGCUUACUUGAAACCCAGCUCCCCAAAAGACUUGAACUUCCAGUGGCAUCAGGAAGCCAUUACAGUGACCUGUUCUGAUCUGCCCUACAAGCGUCUCCUCUAUGAAAUCCAGUACAAGAGUAUGUUCGACACUGAGUGGCAGUCCAAGGAGGGAGAAACCUGCAAUGUAACGACAGAUGGCUUGGAUGCUGAGAAAUGUUAUUUCUUCCGGGCCAGAGUGAAAACAAUGGAGUCCAGCUAUGGCCCCGACACAUACCCAAGUGACUGGUCAGAGGUGAUACACCAGCAAAAAGGGGAGCUGAGAGAUUCGUGCCAGGAGAAAAAACUUUUCCCCAAAUUUAUUUUAGUUUCUGGCAUGGUUGCGUUGCUGACGGUGUCCCUUCUUCUUCUGUCUUUAUGGAAAGUACAGAGAGUCAAGAAGCUCCUCAUGCCCAGCGUGCCCGAUCCCAAAUUCACCUUCCCUGGGCUCUUUGAAUCCCACCAGGGUAACUUCCAGGAGUGGAUCAAGGACACCCAGAACGUGGUCCCCUUGAAUAAGGUGGAGGGUGCGGAGCACGAUUGCGGCCCAGAAGAGGCUCUCGUCGUCCACCUGGCCACGGCUGAGGCCGAGAUGCCCCUCAUGACGACCGGCCCGUCGUGUCCGCAGACCAAGGAGGAAGAGGCCUCCGGGGACCCCAGCCAGCUUCCUGGCCGGCCCCUGCAAGGCGGCGGUGGCGGCGAGACGGUCUCUCUUGGUGGCUUCACGUUCGUGAUGAGUGACAACUCAUACGUCAUGUUAUGAGGGGACACAAACUCAGAAGCCAACAUUGGGGUUUACGUUGACAUUACAGCAUCUUGGGGGCUCAGCACCACCGACAAUGCCGGUGUUCAGGGUGGGGGGUCAGGGUCACAGAAGACCCCAAACGCCCAACCGGUGCGCUCCUUGUGUCCGCUUCCAUCCCACGCAUGUCUACUCACGGGAUGCAAGGCAGACUCCCCGGGGAUGGGGCGGGCCCGCGGCGUGUUGGAGCGUUUCUUGCUUUUUCAGCUCACGUCUCCUCGUGGCUGAUGUUUUCAUGUAAAUUGUGUGGAAAGAUGGCCCGGGUGCCGGGAGGCCUGCUUCCUCUGUGCGUGUCACCCACAUCCCGCCCUUACAACGUCUUCACUCGCGAGCACUUUCUCCGCUCUUUCGAGAUGCGGCCCACGGACCCAGCAAGCGGAGCAGCUGCUCCUGGGCCGGAAACGAACCCUGCCUUACAGACGCCAACCAGCCACCCAGCUCUUAACUGCGCGCGAGAAAAACACCCACUUUUCAACAACGGGGCGGUGGGGGGGGGACGCUUAUCUUCCGGAGACUCUGUUUUUGUUGGCCUCUUUGCUCACAUUCAUCGAUGAGACAGGUGAAUGCAAACAUGCCAAGUGCGGUGCCCGGAGUGCCUUGCCCUUGGGUGGGGCCUAUCACACUGUAUUUUGCAAAAUGGAAAUAACGAGACAAAAGAAUUAGGCGUUUC